AUGAGUUCCUUUACUGACUCAACGAGGACACACCUCGGACUGCCUUCCUCGCUAUCACCUCUGGUAACUCAAUGUCGUGGCUUUGCUGACACCCUGAACAAAGACUUGAGAGAGCGCCUUAAUAAGCUGACUAAAGCCACCCGCAUUGUGAUUCUGAUGAAGGGCAAUCCUAGUCAGCCGCGCUGCGGCUUCUCGAAUGCUGUCUGCCGUAUCCUCGAGGCCCACGGUGUGCUAGACAAGGUGGACAAGGACGGAAAUGCCAUCGUUUCCUCCUGUGACGUCCUCGAAGAUGACGAGGUUCGUGAAGGCGCAAAGAUCUUCUCUGAUUGGCCCACCUUCCCACAAGUUUACUUUGAUGGCGAGUUUGUUGGUGGCUGCGACAUCCUCCUAGACAUGCACCGUUCGGGCAAGCUCGCCGCGGAACUGAAUCGUUUGGGCAUUAAAUCAAAACUCCCAGCAGAGCCCUCAAGCUCCUCCUAA
This is a messenger RNA of Dibothriocephalus latus, 480 nucleotides long. NCBI's taxonomy places the organism in Eukaryota, Metazoa, Platyhelminthes, Cestoda, Diphyllobothriidea, Diphyllobothriidae. The record is from the annotation of a GenBank genome assembly.